Didymella exigua CBS 183.55 is the source of this 1424-nucleotide messenger RNA. Its product is annotated as alpha/beta-hydrolase. The record is from RefSeq and is a predicted model, not a curated record. Lineage: Eukaryota; Fungi; Ascomycota; Dothideomycetes; Pleosporales; Didymellaceae. The transcript has a single exon. The coding region runs from base 88 to 1092 and encodes 334 amino acids.
ACCACAACCACAACCACAACCACAACCACAACCACAACCACAACCACAACCACAACCACAACCACAACCACAACCACAACCACAACCAUGUCCGCGCCCCUCGUCCUCCCACGUCCAGGCACCUCCUCCCCACCCCGGACCGCCAUCCCCGGCCCCUCAGAAUCCUCCUUCACAGCAACAUUCGGCGCCCUUUUGCCAGCUGCGGAAUACAUCCAAACCGACCUGGGUCGGGCGGCGUACUACGUCUUCCCGCGCAACACCUCUCCUCAACCAUCCAGUUCACAAACAUCCCCUCCCACCAGCCCCGCAAAAGUCCUCCUCAUCCACGGCGUGCAGACCCCCGCGCUGGGUCUCCUCCCACUAACCACCUCCCUCCGUACCCGGUUCCCAGAUACUCAGUUCGCGGCGCUCGAUCUCUGGGGCCACGGACUCUCCUCCACGCCUCUCUCGCCACACACCGGAUCCCUAUUCCACGCGGAAAUCGACGCGGUGCUGACGGCGCUGGACUGGAAAACUACCCCGGUUAGUAUCGUGGGCUACUCGUUCGGCGCCGUACUAGCAAUGGGCUGCGUAACCGCGCUACAAGCAACAAACGCGAUCGAGUCGCUCGUGCUGAUCGCGCCCGCGGGACUGCUGAGGCGCGAAUGGUUCACGCCCGCGCAGCUUACCUUGCUGAGCACCAACUGCUCCGCGGAGCUUGAAGCGCAGGCAGCCCAGUUCGCGAUCGAGACGCUGGAAGGCGGGCCCCUGAGCGUGCCGGAGGGUUGGCGGGAGAGAGUGGAGCGUGGCGAGGUUGUCGCGCAGGCUAUCAAGGCGUGGCAGAUGGAGAAGCAUGCGGGGCACGCGGCGAGCGUGGUGGGCGUGUUCAGGGACGGCGGGUUGUUUGAUAACGAUGAGUUGUUUGUCCGGGCCAGGGCGACGGGGAUUCCGUCUUUGGUUGUGCUGGGUGAGAAGGAUGGGCUGAGUACGGAGGAGGAGAUUGCCGAUUUUGGCUUUGAUGUCAACGUCGUUCCGGGAGCCGGGCAUGCAGUGGUGCGGGAGAAUGCUGAGGAGGUUGCUGAGUAUAUUCGUAGGUUUUGGCAGGGGUUGUGAAGUACGAAGUAGCGGGAUUUGCGAUCGAGUCUGUCAGCGUUGGGAAAUGCACGACGAUCACUGCGAGGUGAUGGACUGCGUGAGCAACUGUGGUUCUAAUACAGAUCCAACUAAGAAGAUACCUAUCCAGGCAUUGGCUGUCGCAAGCCAGUUCCCAACUCGCCAUACUCCGUCUCUUGAGUCCCACGGACACGUUUGUCCAGCUCAAAUCCAAGAUCACGCCCAAAACACACCCAUCCCCGGACAAUCUGAAACCAUUCGUCGACUCCUCGCUCCUCUGCACUUGUCGAUCGCCGCUGCUACUCCUUCCUCCUUCUUCUCCUACAUUUUCC